Molecule: messenger RNA, 756 nt
Organism: Tinamus guttatus (white-throated tinamou)
Lineage: Eukaryota; Metazoa; Chordata; Aves; Tinamiformes; Tinamidae
Source: RefSeq, a predicted model, not a curated record
GAGGAGGAAGGAGGAAAGAUGGGACCCGGGGAGCAGCUCCCAGCACAGAGCCAGCCCAGCCCAGCCCCGUCUCCGUGCUGCCUCGCGAGGAAUUCCGCCACGGGAGGGUACCGCCGCUGGUGACGAGCGAUGGGGUAUGAUGUCGCGCGCUUCCAGGGCGACGUCGAUGAGGACCUUAUCUGCCCCAUCUGCAGCGGGGUCCUGGAGGAGCCCGUGCAGGCGCCGCACUGCGAGCACGCCUUCUGCAACGCCUGCAUCACGCAGUGGUUCUCGCAGCAGCAGACGUGCCCCGUGGACCGCAGCGUGGUGACGGUCGCCCACCUGCGCCCCGUGCCGCGGAUCAUGCGGAACAUGCUCUCCAAGCUGCAGAUCACGUGCGACAACGCCGUGUUCGGCUGCACGGCCGUCGUGCGCCUCGACAACCUCAUGGCGCACCUCAACGACUGCGAGCACAACCCCAAGCGCCCGGUGACGUGCGAGCAGGGCUGCGGCUUGGAAAUGCCCAAGGACGAGCUGCCCAACCACAACUGCAUCAAGCACCUGCGCUCGGUGGUGCAGCAGCAGCAGACGCGCAUCGCCGAGCUCGAGAAGACGUCGGCGGAGCACAAGCACCAGCUGGCGGAGCAGUGGCCUGUGCCCCUGGGGACACCGGGGCCCCCGAUGCAUGGAGCUAGCGGGGAUGUGUCCUCAUUGGGGACCGUGACAGUGACCUGGGGACAGUGCCCCAAGGACCCAGGGGACGAUGCCCCGGCCUAG